Molecule: messenger RNA, 1350 nt
Organism: Lachancea lanzarotensis
Lineage: Eukaryota; Fungi; Ascomycota; Saccharomycetes; Saccharomycetales; Saccharomycetaceae
Gene: HOS2
Product: LALA0S01e13212g1_1
Exons: 1
Coding region: 1-1350 (449 amino acids)
Molecular function (GO): histone deacetylase activity
Source: RefSeq, a predicted model, not a curated record
AUGUCUGGUGCUCUUAUAUAUGAUUCGAAGUCCGCGGGAUAUGCGCCCGAAUUCGAGUUUGGAGCGAGCUACAAUCCAAGCGUUUCUUACCACUUCAAUAGUGACGUUUCCCAGUUCCAUUAUGGUGUUAAACACCCUAUGAAGCCGUUUCGGCUCAUGCUUACAGAUCAUUUAGUAUCCUCAUAUGGUCUCCACAAAAUUAUGGACUUGUAUGAGACGAGACCAGCCACCAGUGAAGAGCUCUCCGAAUUUCAUUCAGAGGACUACGUUGAGUUUUUGAAGCGUGUGACACCAGAGAACUUGGCCAAACUGCCGCGUGGUUCAUUAGAGAAGUUUAACAUCGGGGAUGAUUGUCCCAUUUUCCAAGGAUUGUACAAAUAUUCUGCACUUUACGCAGGCGCCUCUUUGGACGCUACCAGGAAACUCAUAAACAACCAAUCUGACAUUGCAAUCAAUUGGUCCGGUGGCUUACACCAUGCAAAAAAAAGUAGCCCCUCCGGGUUUUGCUACGUCAAUGAUAUCGUCCUCAGCAUUAUAAACUUACUGCGAUAUCACCCCAGGGUCCUGUACAUAGACAUCGAUUUGCACCAUGGCGAUGGGGUGCAAGAGGCAUUCUACACUACCGACAGAGUCUUUACUGUUUCGUUCCACAAGUAUAAUGGUGAGUUUUUCCCAGGAACGGGUAAACUGGAUGAAACCGGCUGCUCACGCGGUAAGCAUUUUUCGCUAAACGUUCCGCUCGAAGACGGAAUUGACGACGACUCCUAUAUCAAUCUUUUCAAAAGCAUCAUGGACCCAUUAAUCACAUCUUUCAAACCUACUGUCAUAAUACAACAAUGUGGUGCAGACUCUUUGGGCCACGAUCGACUGGGCUGCUUUAAUCUGAACGUUAUGGCGCAUGGGGAAUGUGUAAAAUUUAUCAAAUCAUUUGGUCUCCCCAUGCUAGUACUAGGGGGCGGUGGCUACACUCCGCGGAAUGUCUCUAGGUUGUGGACAUACGAGACGGCUUUACUCAACGGCGUUAGUGUUCCAGAAGCCAUACCGGAAGAUAUUCCUUUCAGACAAUGGUUUGGGCCGGAUUUUUCACUACAUCCAGUGUUGGAUAACCUUUAUGAAAACAAGAACUCCAAAAGUUACCUCGAAAACAUUCGUAUUCGCUGUCUGGAAAAUAUCCGUUUUCUGCAAGGAGCCCCAAGCGUACGGAUGGAUCAGGAACUAAUACCCACCCAGGAUAUUAGUGGCCUAACGCAAGAGGAGGAAGAUACACUUAAAGAGCUCAAUGAAGAGACUGAUAGGUUCAGAUUUGAGCAAAGGGAAAAAGAUAGCAUAAGAAAGGGUGAAUUGGUAUGA